GCAGACGACUGAAAAUCUGAAGUUUUAUGCCAUCUCGUCCCGAUUUAAACCAUUCAGCAACAAAGGGCGGCCUUUGGUGAUUCAGUACACAGUCAAGCAUGAACAAAAGAUGGACUGUGGGGGUGGAUAUGUCAAGAUCUUCCCCUCAAGUUUGGACCAGAAGAAUAUGAGUGGAGAGUCCUUCUACUACGUCAUGUUUGGCCCAGAUAUAUGCAGCUCUGAUAUAAGGAAAGUCCAUGUCAUUUUAAGCCACAAAGGCAAGCUUUACUCCAAUAAGAGAGAGAUUCGCUGCAAAGUGGAUGGGUUCACACACUUGUACACACUGAUUCUGAGACCAAACCAUACGUACGAAGUGAAGAUCGAUAAUGAAAUGGUUGCCUCGGGCAUCUUGGAAGAGGACUGGGAUUUUUUGCCACCCAGGACAAUAAAUGACCCUAGGAUGAAAAAACCAGAGAACUGGGACGAUGAAGCUGAGAUGGACGAUCCAGAAGACACAAAGCCUGAGGACUGGGACAUUUCUGAAUUCCUGGUGGACACAAGUGCCGAGAGGCCCCCCGACUGGAACGAGGAGAGUCAAGGCGCCUGGCAGCCCCCGCUGCUCCGGAACCCCCUCUACCGAGGGGAGUGGCAGCCCCGGAGGAUCCCCAACCCCAACUACCGAGGCGUCUGGCCCCAUCCUCAGAUUAUGAACCCAGAAUACGUGCCGGAUGCAAGCAUUUCUGUCUACAAGGACAUCGGGGUGAUCGGCCUGGACCUUUGGCAGGUGAGAUCUGGGACCAUUUUUGACAACUUCUUGAUCACGGAUGAUGAGGAAUAUGCCGAGGAGUUUGGGGAUGAGACUUGGGGGGAGACGAAGGACCCCGAACAAGAGAUGAAUAGGCAGCAAAUUGAGGAGGAGACGAAAAGAGAACGGUGGAAGGAGGCCAACAAGAUGCUCAAAAAGGGGAAAAAGAAGGAGAAGAGGAAGAAGAAGAAGAAGGAAAAGGAAGAGAAAGUGGAAGUGGCCCCGGAGGCCCAGAAAGAGGAACUCUGAACUUCCCCCAGAAAUGAACCAGAAAGAACU
Messenger RNA from Sceloporus undulatus (fence lizard), 1063 nucleotides. Its product is annotated as calreticulin-like. The transcript has 7 exons. Gene Ontology annotation, biological process: protein folding. Lineage: Eukaryota; Metazoa; Chordata; Lepidosauria; Squamata; Phrynosomatidae. Gene Ontology annotation, molecular function: calcium ion binding. Gene Ontology annotation, cellular component: endoplasmic reticulum; endoplasmic reticulum membrane. The coding region runs from base 110 to 1033 and encodes 307 amino acids. The record is from RefSeq and is a predicted model, not a curated record.